AUGCCAAAGUUUCUGCUUGUAUUCAUUGCGACUUCCGUGGCUUUGGUCCAUGGUCAGCACGAAUCAACUGCGGAUGACUUUCUGUGGAACCGCUGGGGUGAGUACUUGCAGCUUUCCUUCGACAAAAAACGACCAGAUUUCAUUUCCAGAACCCCGUACGAUUGACUGUGUGAGCAGCGGAAAGAAAGACGACUGUGUGCUGCUGGCUCCAGAAUCUAGAAUUCCAUUCGAUAUCACCAAGUUCAAGUGGGGUACAUCUACCCUAUUCAUUUGCACGGCUUCUAUUUCAGAUGUCGUCGCGAGCCGAUGCCCCAACAACCUUGGAACACUCUCGCAGUCAACUCGACCACCCGACUGGCUUGCCCACUCAACUGUCCAGUUCACUUUGACCUUUCGGUUAGUUGGGCUCUCGAUUUGGGAUUAGAAGUCUAUGGCAACUCACGGCUCUAUCUGAGCAAUCAGGUUCCAAAGGCAGGAUCCAGGUCCCAUAAUAAUAAUCAGGUUUCAUGAAUAAACAGGUCCCAAAUAUUUAGAAAAGGCAGGUUCCGAAGAUUAUACAGAUUCCAAUUUUCAAAAAAUGCCUUGUACCCUUGACCGUCAAGGGGAUCCUGGAUCCUGCCUUUGGAACCUGAUUACUCAGAUCGUUAUUUCAGGUAUUGCAAAAGCGUCCGUACGUGAACAAGAAUUGUCAAAAGUACUACACUUACGGAAAGUACUGGGACGCGGCGGCGAACGACUGGUACAUCUGGCAGACUGAGCCGUGCGUCGCCGCCAUUUCCACGCACUGCCGCUUCAACGACGUGCCGAUCUUGCAGUCGCCACUGAAGACGAGUAAAGGAAAGAAUGCGGAAGAGGCGAAGAUCGGAGGAGCAUCGCAGACGAAGGCCAGCGAGCAGAGAAGGUUGUGGCCGUUUGAGGAGGCUCUGUUUUCGUUUUUUCUGCUAUAA
Messenger RNA from Caenorhabditis sp. 36 PRJEB53466, 947 nucleotides. The record is from the annotation of a GenBank genome assembly. NCBI's taxonomy places the organism in Eukaryota, Metazoa, Nematoda, Chromadorea, Rhabditida, Rhabditidae.